UAUGUAAAAGCAUAAAUGAAAUGAAUAAAGGGAUUGUGCGCGCUCUCUCUCUCUCUCCCUUUGUUUCCUUCCUUCCAUUGGAAAGUGAGAUCCAAUCUAAUCUAAUCUUUGAAAUUGAGGGGUAGAAGGUGGAUCGAUAGAUGCAGUUAUUUGAGUACUUUGUGGUAUGUGGAAUCGGGCCAGAGAUUCGGACACUGGAGGGUGAAAAGGGGUUUCAUGGAAGAGGGGUCUUCUAUUUGGCUUCUCUGCUUGAUCUCUACCCUCCGCCUACUGAGUCCCCUCCUCCGCCCCAGCUCCCCACCUGUGUUCUCCCUGCUGGUGUCCAAUUCUACUCACAAGGCUUUGAUUCCUCCAACCCCUUAUCUUUCCCUCGCAGUUAUCCGAUUGUUUUAACUGAGGGAGAUGGUUCUAAAAUUUACGUCAGUUGCAUUGCUUUUAGGGAUCCUGUUUGUGAGGAUAUUGCUGAAGCUUAUCGCAUUCCUCCGAAUUCAUUUGCUGACAAAUGUAUCUGCCUCGUUUCACGUGCUCCCAGUUUUCACAUUCUUCGCGAAGCACUAGAGGAGAUAUAUCUUGUUUGUUUUUCCAAACACGGUACUAGCAAGCCAUUAUGGGAUGUUAUCACAUAUACUCUGUCCAACGUACCUUUGCCUGCUCCUGGAAAAGAACGUGUUCUCUUUGCCAUUGAGAAUACCUUGCUUUCAGUUGACUUUCCGCCCAAGGAUGGCCUUCCGCACGCUGAUAUAUCCUUCCAACCGCUGGUGCAGUGCCUGGAUGUCGACAAUUUUAUUAAACUAUUUACUGCUGUCUUAAUUGAGAGGAGGGUUUUGCUUCGAUCAAACAAAUACUCUUUACUAACACUUGCUUCCGAAGCAAUAUGCCAUUUGAUUUAUCCGUUUCGGUGGCAGCAUGUGUACAUCCCGUUGCUAUUCUUCAGUGGAGUAGACUAUAUUGAUGCUCCCACACCAUAUAUGAUGGGACUUCAUUCAGGUGUUGAUACUACUGGUCUCUCAAUGGAUGGUGUUGUGGUUGUUGAUCUUGAAAAGAAUUGCAUCACGACAUCGGAGGAAAUUCCUGCUAUACCAGAGCCAGAAAUGACUUCAUUACGUAAUGAGAUUCUUAAGUUAUUGCAUCCAAAUGUUGUUUGGAUAGACUCAAUGAAGGCUGAUCUUCAAUCUCAUCAACAAUAUGCAAAGCCUUGGUCGCCACAGAAGGAUGUUCACCUCAGGAUUAUUUUUCUUAAGUUUUUUGCUUCAAUCUUGGGAGGCUACCGCAACUUCAUAGAAAAUACUGCCAAUCAAGUGUUCAACACUCAAGCAUUUUUGAAGAAGCGCUCUCGGGCAACUCAACAACCAAUAGAUGAAAUGUUAAGUCAGUUUCUAGAGUCUCAAGGAUUCUUGGAUUACUUAGAAAGAGGAUUAGGUAGUAAUGGAAAUGGUAAUAAUCUUCUAGAUAAGUUACAAGAUGCAAUUGGACGGGGUCAAGAUCCUCUUUCUAUCUUGCUCUCAUCCUCAUCCUCAGCAGAGUACGAGAUUAUAACAAUAUCAGACCCUGGUCUUGGAAUAUCAGGAUCUGGUGGGCGACACACUUAUGAGAGGUUCCCUGCCAACUAUAGAUCACAAGAGCAAGAGGAGAAAAGGAAGCAGAUACUAUCAGCAGCUAGUGGAGCUCUUGAAUACACUGUCAAGCAUACUCCUAGUUCUCCUUCAAUGUACAAUGGAGACUCCAAAGGAGGAAGUUUAAGUCCUAGAGAGAGGGCGGCUGAACGGGAGCGCAUGGUCUUGGAUAUAAAAGUCAAGCUGCAGGGUCUGUGGUUACGCCUUUUGAAACUGGGAGCCACUGAUGAUCCUCUUUCAUCGUUUGAAUAUGGAACAAUACUUGCUUUGAUAGAAAUAGAUGCAGAGGGAAUAGGUGGUAGUGGCUUUGUUGAAUGUAUAAGGGAACAUAUUCACUCGGGCUGGAAAGGUCAUUUGACUGAAGAGCAGUUCAUAGCCGUCAAAGAACUGCUAAAAACGGCAAUCACUCGUGCAACAUCACGGAACGAUAUAGCAACUAUUAGAGAUGCCCUUGAAGUUUCAGCCGAAAUGUACAAGAAAGAUAGGAACAAUGUUCCAGAUUAUGUUCAGCGACACCUCUCUUCUCUUUCUAUCUGGGAGGAGUUACGCUUCUGGGAUGUAUACUUUGAGUAUCUAAUGGAAUGCUUUUCAAACAAGUCAACCAACUAUGCGGCUUUGGUGACUGCACAGCUAAUCAUUUUGGCCACACACAUGGCUGGGUUAGGUCUCCCUGAUACGGAUUCUUGGUACAUCAUUGAAACAAUUGCAGGGAAGAACAACAUUGGUUACAGUCAUAUUAUUAAGCUUAGGGGAUAUAUGUCGCAUAUACAGCAACUAUGUGUUGGUUAUUGGGGCAUAUAUUCAGUGAAAUCCCAAUCUGUGUCAUCUUCUUUGGGAUUGCCGUCUCCACGGCCUCAAGAUGUUACCAUUGACAAUCAACAACCCGCAGAAGCAUCUGGUAGGAGUUGGGUUCAAAGCAUGUUUAGCAGAGAUACUACUACUCUACGCGCUAAUUCAUUCACUCGUGUGCGUAGUAAAUCCACAUCUGAUCAAGCAAAAGGGAGUGAGAGUGGUGCAAGUGGGCAAGCUAAAGUACAGACUAGCAUCCGGACACUUAGGGGCCACAAUGGUGCAAUCACUGCAUUGCAUUGUGUGACACAAAGAGAAGUUUGGGACUUGGUUGGUGACCGUGAAGAUGCAGGCUUCUUUAUAAGUGGAAGUACAGACUCCACGAUUAAGAUAUGGGAUCCAAGUCUUCGCGGUAAUGAACUCAGGGCAACUCUAAAGGGACAUACGAGGACCGUAAGGGCGAUAAGUUCUGAUAGAGGCAAGAUCGUAUCAGGAUCUGAUGAUCACUAUGUUCUUGUAUGGGAUAAACAGACAACACAGCUUCUAGAAGAGCUUAAGGGCCAUGAUGCUGAGGUUAGCUGUGCUCGGAUGCUGUCUGGUGAGCGCGUGCUGACAGCAGCAUAUGAUGGAACCGUGAAAAUGUGGGAUGUGAGAACAGAUACAUGUGUUGCUACGGUCGGUCGUUCCUCCAGUGCGGUCCUUUGCAUGGAAUAUGAUGACUCUACCGGUGUCCUAGCUGCUGCUGGAAGAGACGGAGUUGCAAACAUAUGGGACAUCCGGUCUGGUAGACAGAUGCACAAGCUUUUAGGACACUCGAAAUGGAUCAGGUCCAUAAGAAUGGUUGGGGAUACUGUAAUUACCGGUAGUGAUGACUGGACUGCCCGAAUGUGGUCCAUUUCUAGAGGAACAUGUGAUGCUGUAUUGGCUUGCCAUGGUGGCCCUGUUCUCUGUGUUGACUACUCCAAGUCAGACAGAGGAGUAAUAACAGGUUCAAGUGAUGGUUUAGUCAGGUUCUGGGAAAAUGAGGAUGGAGGAGGAUUGAAAAGUUCAAAGAACGUGACGAUUCAUAGUGGUGCUGUUCUGUCGAUUAAUGCUGGGGAAAAUUGGCUGGGAAUAGGAGCGGCUGAUAACACCAUGUCUCUCUUCAAUCGCCCCCACAAGAUGUCUAGCUGGCAGCUCUACAGAACACCCCAAAAAACACUAGCUAUGGUAAGAUGUGUGGCUUCGGAUCUUGAACGGAAAAGGAUAUGCAGCGGUGGCCGUAAUGGAAUGCUUAGACUCUGGGACGCAACCAUCAAUAUUUAGAUUAUUUCUAUGAUAUAUUCAUUCCUUAUUUUCAAGUGUAUACAUAAUAGCAUCCAACGUUCCACACUUUCUCCCUACUUGUUGGUUUUGGUUGUAUGUAUCUCAUUGUUUUGAAUGCUAUUUGUGAUUUUGAUUUUUGAGACCAAAGUUAAUUGUUUAACAAA
Molecule: messenger RNA, 3871 nt
Organism: Helianthus annuus (common sunflower)
Lineage: Eukaryota; Viridiplantae; Streptophyta; Magnoliopsida; Asterales; Asteraceae
Product: DENN domain and WD repeat-containing protein SCD1
Exons: 27
Coding region: 141-3707 (1188 amino acids)
Biological process (GO): regulation of Rab protein signal transduction
Cellular component (GO): cytoplasmic vesicle
Molecular function (GO): protein binding
Source: RefSeq, a predicted model, not a curated record